Penicillium cataractarum is the source of this 921-nucleotide messenger RNA. RefSeq names its product alpha/beta hydrolase. Gene Ontology annotation, molecular function: hydrolase activity, acting on ester bonds. NCBI's taxonomy places the organism in Eukaryota, Fungi, Ascomycota, Eurotiomycetes, Eurotiales, Aspergillaceae. The record is from RefSeq and is a predicted model, not a curated record. The coding region runs from base 1 to 921 and encodes 306 amino acids. The transcript has 2 exons.
AUGGCUCAAUGGGACUUCAAAAGAAAUGAUGGUUGCAUUCGAAAUGUGGCCUCGUGGGAUGUGACCAGCCCACAAAAUCAGCCAUACCUAUUACAAGUGUCAUGGCCUCUGGAAUGGGCAUCCUUGGAAGAAAAAGAUACUAUCACUAGCAAAGCAAACGUGCUGUACCUCGUAGACGGAAACGCAAUGUUCCUCUCCGCAACAGAAAUCCUACGCCGCCGACGCCUACGAAACCCAGAGGAACUAGCAACAAUAAUCAUCGGACUCUCUUACCCAUUGACGAACUCCGUCUACAGUCCUCGUCGAGGCUUCGACUUGACACCACCCUGCAACUCAUACAAUCCACCUAAAAGCGCACACGGAAACCCCCAGCCACAGGCAUACGGUGGCGCAGAUAUCUUUCUCGAUUUCAUCACAAAUACUAUCCACAAUUACGUUUUCAUGAACCUAUUCCCGCGGGUAUCAAUACAACAAAAGGGACUAUUCGGGCACUCUUACGGAGGCCUUUUCGCCCUUCAUACACUUUAUACUAUGCCUGUCAGUUUUGACGUUUACCUCGCCGUCAGCCCAUCGAUAUGGUGGAAUGAUAAUUUUAUUUUACAAGAAGAAAGACAGUUCUACCGACUCCCAAGACAAGCCCAUCGACCAGGUGUGUGGAUGGCAUACGGAAGUUUGGAAGAGUCACCUCAGAGUGAGAUAGAUCAGUCUGAUGAGAAUCUUGAUGGACGGGCGAGGCUUAGAAAGGGGCGGCGGAUGGGGAGGAAUUGUGAGGAGAUGGCUCGACGGUUGGAAGAAUGUGGUCAAGUUGGAGUAGUUAAGAUGAGACGGUAUGAGGAUGAGGAUCAUGGGAGUGUGGUUGCUGGGGCACUUGCUGGGGGGAUAUCGUUUUUUCUUGAUAUGAGUGAGGCUGGAGUGGUGUAG